AGGUAAGGAUGAGGUGAGUAUCCUCAUAUUCUCAUAUCAUGAACCGCCUUUGGGGGAACUAUAUGGGCAAACAGUUCCCACGAGGCGCAGCGAGAGACGAGUCCCCGAGGUGUCUUCUUAUAACGUAUAAUUUUCUACGGUGAAGAUCCCCUUUCCGUCACAUGGUCCAUAUACCACAAUGUCCACUAAGGUGUGGGAGCGAACUUCCCAGUCGGAAGACAGUUAAAUGGGAAGCAGCUGCCUACGUCCCUGUGCACCUACCCGUUCUGUGCUUCCCACAAGAUCUUUUCUUCAAGCCGUAUCGGGUGACAGUGCAAAGAAAUCCAUCCCUUCGGCAUACCCCAGAAUCAGUUUCCUUCCCGUCCACUGUGCACUCGGAACCGAACGAACCAGCUACCGCAAUGGGUGUGGUAGGCCAUGGGACAGACAGAGACAACCGCAUGGGCCCAGUCUCUGGUCUUGUUGACAACUUGAACCUGUUUUUCCCCGGGCGGAAAGACAAGUCCACUGCACCCAUCGCCCUGGUCCGUAAAGGAGAGGAGGGUGUCUGCUCUGGCGGGUGGAACUGCUUGAGCCAGGGCCAGCAGGUUGGUAUUUUAUUCAGCGCCAUCCUGUUCUCUGUCUCUCUCAUCCUGGCCAUGGCCUACUAUUGCCAUAAUCGCAAGAACCAAGGUUGGACCGACGACGACGAAAACAUUAUCCCUAUGCGGCCCAUCCAGCGAAAGAGAUCAGACGACAAGAUGAGGCGAUCUCGAUCUAUCGUUUCACGACAUACCUCGUACAGUCUGCCGACGAUACCGGGUGUCCAGCCGCCGCAGUAUAAUGCCAUAGUUCCUCUUCGUCAGCCCACGGUAUAUUCGUAUAUCCAAGGCCAGAACCCGAUCCUCCUCCCUGCACCGCCUAUACAUGCUCUCCAACCGGCGUUGGGCCCUGUGCAGAGCAACCAGGGCACUGCGGUUCGCGCCAUGCAGGGCCAGCCUAACUACCGACCUAUUCAGUUACAGGUUGGACUGCCCAUGCCACGACAGACUUGGUAUGAGGCACAGUACCACGAAUGCGGCAAGUCUCCGGGAUACACCUCGCUGGCCCAGAGGUUCCUACAGCUUUGCCGUAUGCCAUAUGGCCGAGCAGAAACUAUUUCAAGUUCAAGACCCCAAUCAAGAAGCAAUUUGACAGAGAGAAGACAAUCUCAGGAGUCGAGGUUCUCUGCUGUUUCGGCUGAAGCCGCCCCCGAGGGGCACAGAAAUGAGGGAAGACCGACCGACGAUUGCGCUGUCACAGCCUCACCACAAUCUCACAUAGCCACGGUGUACAGCGAUGACUUUCUCCUUCCCCACCACCCCGAACAAGCGGGAGAGAGCACGAGAUCGGAUGCAGAUGCGAGGGAAUUUAGGCCGGUUCAGGGACAAUUCAAGUCCAGAUUUGACAGAACGACGGCCGUGGCUCGGCCGUCAACGAUCCUCGGGCUCCGACAUUCAACACCGUCGGUCAAAUGGACACGAAACUCGCCAACGCCACAGCAACCCGAAGCAUAAGCGAGCCUCUGGAAAUGGGAUGAUUCGCAUGCUAAUUACUGCCCUCUCCGGAGCCAUGGAAGAUAUGUCCACAUCUGGAAAAGAGUGGAACGACGGUGAUGCGGAA
Molecule: messenger RNA, 1641 nt
Organism: Sodiomyces alkalinus F11
Lineage: Eukaryota; Fungi; Ascomycota; Sordariomycetes; Glomerellales; Plectosphaerellaceae
Exons: 4
Coding region: 162-1535 (457 amino acids)
Source: RefSeq, a predicted model, not a curated record